Molecule: messenger RNA, 1050 nt
Organism: Auxenochlorella protothecoides
Lineage: Eukaryota; Viridiplantae; Chlorophyta; Trebouxiophyceae; Chlorellales; Chlorellaceae
Product: O-glucosyltransferase rumi
Exons: 8
Coding region: 1-1050 (349 amino acids)
Source: RefSeq, a predicted model, not a curated record
AUGACAGGGAGCCUGAGACAGAGCUCGGCCGAGUCCAUAGAGGCCAUGCACAACAUCUUGUGGGGCACCUGGCACCCCGGGCACGACGAGGUGUCCCUGAGGUACAACGACACUCUGGACAGAGUGGAGAUGAGGAUCGUGAAUACGUCGAGGCCGAAUGCCGAGCACAAGCGGCCCUGCAUCCUGGCAGUGCUGGAGGAUGCAGUGGAGCGCCACAACACCGCGCUGCAGGACCUGCUCGGGACGCGGGACCUUCGCCUGGUGGUGGAGACCGAGGACUUCCCCAUCACUGGCCGGAACAUCAGGCUGCCGGCCUUCUCCAUGGUCUGGGAGGAGGGCUGCAAGGACAUCCCCGUCCCGGACUUCACCUUCAAGUGUUACCCGGAGACGCGAUACACCAACUCCUCCUGGUACAACAUGAGCGGGCUGCUGGAUCAACGUGCCGGCAUGGUGGGCUGGAAAGCGCGGACCAACACGCUGUUCAGCAGGGGGCACUGGGGCGUGGGGCCACGGCGCAGCCUCAUGCCGGCCCUGGCAGCGCUGGCAGGGAACAAGACUGACCUGGAGACUCUGGGCGUGGCAGUGGACGUGGGGGACACAAAGUUCGUGGCGACAUCCGGCAACCAGUUUCAGUGGGUGGACGCCUGGUGCAACAACAAGUAUCUCCUGCACACGGCGGGCUUCAGCUACUCUGCAGCGCUCAAGUACCGGCUGGCGUGUGAAUCGCUGGUGUUCAAGGUGCAGUCCAAGUGGGUGGAGUUUUACGAGCCGGGACUGCUGCCGGGGGUCCACUACGUGGCCCUGCCCCCCUACGAGCACGAGGGCGGCGACGCGGAAAAGUACAUCAAGGAGAUGGGGCCCAUCCUGAAGAAGGCAGUGCAGGAGAGUGAAGGCAAGGCAGAAGCUCCUGCAGUCGCAAAGGCGGGGAAAGAAUGGAUCCUCAAGAAUCUGCAAGAGGAGGGCCUCUCAUGUUACUGGUUCCAGGCCAUCAAGCGAUACUCGGAGUUAUACUUUCACGAGUUCCCUGACAUAGAGGACCCCUCACGAUGA